This is a messenger RNA of Rotaria sp. Silwood2, 824 nucleotides long. NCBI's taxonomy places the organism in Eukaryota, Metazoa, Rotifera, Eurotatoria, Philodinida, Philodinidae. The record is from the annotation of a GenBank genome assembly.
AAUAUCCUAAAUGUUUCAGUGCUGACGGAUAUUUUUCUCUGAAUUUCCUGACGGUACAUAUUUCUUUCAAUCGCACUAUCUUCAGAAGAAAACAUCCGUUUGCGCUGAAACUUUUAGGAUAUUUUAAGGAUCACGAGGCCUACAUACGUAAAAAAUUUCAGCGCGAAAAUCCUUUCAUUUACAAGAGAAUAUUGCUGGUGGAUUUUGAGAUUUUCAGAAUCCGAAAUCCGCCGUUUCCCCUUGAAAUAAACAUUACUUUCGAUUUUAAAAUCUUCAUAUUUUGUUUUUCUUAGGGUCCACAAGCAGCACGAACAUUUUCCGGUGAUUAUAUGAUUGGAGUUGGUAUUACAAUGGAAGGUAUUAAUCAAAAUGAAAUAAUGUAUGAAUUUGCUCUUGAACAAUCAUGGCGUAGUCCAUUAAAUGAUACUGAAUUAAAUGAUUGGCUCGUUGGUUUUGUUCUUCGUCGAUAUACUGGUGAUCAUCCUGUACCUGGUACAGCAUUAUAUGCAUGGCAAUUAUUAGGAAAUUCAGUUUAUCAAAAAAACCUUUAUGGUGAUCGAUCGAUUAUGUUAAGUAGACCGAGACUUAAUAGAGAAAAAGAUAUUAAUUUCGAUCUUAAAUCAUUAUUUUCUGCAUGGGAAUUAUUAGUUGAUGCAUCAAAUGAACUUGAUACAGAUUUCUUUCGAUAUGGUUUAGUUGAUAUAACGAAAGAAGUUCUUCAAUAUAAAUUUCUAAGUACUUAUAUGCAAUUUAUGUCUGCAUUUAAUCGGAGUGAUCUUUAUGGAGUUGGAUUUGUAAUAGUGGCGUAUCCAGAGGAGGGCUAG